AUGUACGCGCUCGUAGUGUCGGUAGCGUUGGCCUGCCUGGUGCAGGUCGUGCACAGCAGCCCAGACUUUGGCAUCCAGGCCACGGUCGAGGGUAAGGACGCGGUCCUGCAAUGGGCUCUGGUGGCGAAAACGAAUUUCUUGCGCGUGGACGACUACAUCAUGCCGGCCCAGAAGUCCGACAUCAGCAAACUGGGGGACGCCGCGAUCAUCCUGUCCGGCAUCGGGCUGCAGGUGAACACCCUUGGGCCGGCCCUGAUCGAUACCAUCACCACUGCGACGGACGAUGAUUCGGGCGAUAUCGCGGGGGCGUACGCCCAGAUCAGCUUUGCCCGCAUCAUGUUUGAGGACUACAUCAGCAACACGCUGCUGGUGCAGAUCCAGAGCAUUGAGGCCCUGCUAGGGUUCCACAUCCGCGAUCAGCUGAACGAUGACUUCUUCCACAUCACGGAUCGGCUGGAUAGACUGAACCAAACGCUGGAAACGUUGCAGCAAGCCGUCGAGGACGCCGAGCAGGCCGCCGGGGGUGGAAUCCUGUCGAAUGACCUCGUCAAGCAGUUUGUCACCCCGGACCUGGUGGCUCAACUCGCCCGCCAUCUGGGACUUCUGGCGCACCGCAUACCGGUGCUGAUCUACACGCUCACGUCUUCGCUGGAGAACAUUCAGCAGGCGGAUGACUACUUCUACGGGUUGAUGGAGGACACGACGCGCGUGCUGGACGAGAUCGACCAGACCGAAAGCGACUUUUAUGACGAUGUCAUAGCCUACUCGACGGAAGUUGAAACAGCCAUGAACAAUCUGAUUGCAGACUACGCGGAUGACUAUACCAGGGCGACCGCGACGGCACAGACGUUAAACAACGCUGGUCUCACGACGGCCAUCACUGGCUUCAGCACCGUUCGCGGCACAAAGCUAGGCGUUAAGCUUGCAGCUUACAUGGCACUCUACCAGAGCAAGAUAGACGAGCUAUCCAAGCUGCUGCCGAUCGAAACCAACUUCUUCUUCGAAACGAACGAACACCCGGCGGGCGUACUGGUGGACGUGCUGAUUGCUAACGGACCCUGGUCUCGGUUCUGCUUCUGGAAGUACUCGGCUGUCCUGCACAACCUGCUGCUCGUGUCCAACUACGCCAGUGAGUGUCUGGAUCGCGAACGUGACCGGCUGGAAACGCUAAAGGAGGCACUGCUCAUCGAGAUCGAGCUGUUCGAGUACGAUCUGGAGAUCAUCGACCCGUACUCGACGGCAUGCAACUUCGUGCCGGCCGGUGCCACCUCAAGGGUCGCUGAAUGUGCCAGCGCGCUUGGCGGUUACUUCUCCACCAUGUCCAACGCGUACGACACAAAGCUCGCAGCGUUCGUUCAGUUGGCCGAAAUCGAGCUGAAGGCCGCCAAGGAGCGAUUGUCGGUGUGCUGGAUGACCAGGAUGCAGCAGUCGUUCGUCGCAUUCCAGGACAUCGUGGCGGACAUCGUUGCUUGCGGCGAGUCAGGACCACUGGCCUAG
Messenger RNA from Anopheles coustani, 1497 nucleotides. RefSeq lists its product as uncharacterized. Bases 1 to 1497 code for a protein of 498 amino acids. The transcript is spliced from 3 exons. The record is from RefSeq and is a predicted model, not a curated record. NCBI's taxonomy places the organism in Eukaryota, Metazoa, Arthropoda, Insecta, Diptera, Culicidae.